ACGGCGCCAAGUUGUGGAGCGACGCUCGAGCCACCCCGAUUUUGGCUCAGGGCACCUGACCGGCCCAUUGACCCUUGUCUUCCAUCAGCACCACCACCACCAUCAUUGCCCGGCAUACGUUCCAUCGACAUGUCGCCCCUCCUCCUCACGACACUGCUGUUCAUUCUAUUGGUCUCGUCAGUGACCUCAACGCGAUGGCAGCAACACCAGCAGCCACUUGGCGAGCUUGCUGCCCAGCGUGUGGACCUGACUCUAGGCGUCAUGUCCCGCUGUCCUGAUGCCGUCUUCACUGAGACGGCGCUUGACAGCGUCAUUGAAAGGGUCAAUGACAAGGUGCGACUGCGCUUUGAGUACAUCGGAAACUUCACGGACAGUAGCCAGCAUGACGUGGGUGUGACCGAGGUCGGUGGCGUGGUAUGCAAGCAUGGCGAUCAGGAGUGCCACGGCAACAUCCAUCAACUGUGCGUGCAACACGCCCUUCGCCCCUCCCGAGCAGGCAAAGACUACGACCUCUCCCCUUCGGCCGCACAGCGCAAGGUUUGGGACUUUGUUCAAUGCCAGAACUACGAUGGACUUGCUCAGAUCGGUACCGACGCCCUGGCCAAGCAAUGCCUCGGACUCGUCAAGGGCCCCAAAUGGGAGGGCGAGGAUGGAAUCGGCGCCUGUGCUAAUGGUGACGAGGGAAGGGCAUUAUUGCGCGAUAGCGUGCAAGUGAGCAAGAAGCGGGGUAUCAUCAAGAGUGCGACGAUUCAAUUGGAGGGAAAGACGAUAUGUGUCAGAGAUGGAGGCGAGUGGAAGGAAUGCCCCGGUGGUCAUGAAACGAGGGACUUUGUGAGGCAGAUUGAGGAGGCUUGGAGGAGGAAGAAUGGCCAGUGACCGCUGGAUAGCAAUGACGAAGACGACGACCCGGACGCAGACGACGACACGAAUCGCUCACAUCUUGUAUCUUAUUUUUCUCCAUCCACUCGCAUCGAUGCCUCUUGAUCACCC
Jaminaea rosea is the source of this 990-nucleotide messenger RNA. RefSeq lists its product as hypothetical. The transcript has 2 exons. The record is from RefSeq and is a predicted model, not a curated record. Bases 130 to 876 code for a protein of 248 amino acids. Gene Ontology annotation, molecular function: oxidoreductase activity, acting on a sulfur group of donors, disulfide as acceptor. NCBI's taxonomy places the organism in Eukaryota, Fungi, Basidiomycota, Exobasidiomycetes, Microstromatales.